Ostrea edulis (European flat oyster) is the source of this 8012-nucleotide messenger RNA. RefSeq lists its product as uncharacterized. The record is from RefSeq and is a predicted model, not a curated record. Gene Ontology annotation, biological process: G protein-coupled receptor signaling pathway; cell surface receptor signaling pathway. Gene Ontology annotation, cellular component: membrane. Gene Ontology annotation, molecular function: G protein-coupled receptor activity. NCBI's taxonomy places the organism in Eukaryota, Metazoa, Mollusca, Bivalvia, Ostreida, Ostreidae. The coding region runs from base 78 to 3743 and encodes 1221 amino acids. The transcript has 2 exons.
UAAUAAAAUAUUAUGGAUGUCAGUUAAAAGCGCUCUUUUACAAUAAUCAUAUUUUCGUUUGCAGAUUCCCUAUCGGCAUGAUGAACAAUGCAGUUGUUUUAACUCUUCUUUGUUUAUCAAGAACAGUCUUUUGUUGGAUUGGGCACGUAGAGAAUACGUCAAAGCUAAUAACAAGAUACAUAGAACAUUGCGGCAGUGAAUCCGUCUGCUCUGUGACGGAUGAAUAUAACGUUUCUUCAAAGGAAACUCUAACCCCUAGGGGCUGUCCCGCCUGUUCGUGUACUGAUGAAUGUGACGAAAAUGACAUAUGUUGUCCAGAUAUAUCUGUCAGUACCUGUGUUCAAACCAAGUACCAUGUAAAUUAUGGAAAAUUCAUUGGAGAAAAACGAUUCAAAAUGGUCACUUCAUGUCCACAAAUGAAGAAUUCUUCGAUGGCGGACAGCUGCAUUGUGCAUAUUGAUCAUACAAACUUUUUGCAUCAAUCACCAGUUUUUUCAAUUAAAACAAACAAGACUUAUAUUAAUAUUCAGUGUUCUAAAUGCCACGGAGAAAAUCAAAUCAUUCCAUGGGUCUAUUAUUUUUCAUGCAAUAACAUAGGGUUUGAUCCGGAUAGUUAUUCUAACACUGCCAUGUUGUGGAUGGGUAUCAAUCAAUAUGAUUGUUCAAUUGAUUAUACACCCCCCAGAAACAGCACACCAGCUCCCUGUGUAACACGCUCUCUGGUUGGAGAGUGUAACACUACAGGAUAUUGGGAUGAGUACGAUAAAGAUAUAGAAUUUGCUUGUAAAAAUUACUGGAAUCAAUAUGGGGUUUUCCAAAAUGUAUUCUGCUUUCUUUGCAACAUAGGAGCAAAGCAAAGAAACGAAUUUCCUGCAAUAGAGAACUAUGAUGAUAAUAAAAGUUUAAAUCACUGCAGACAUAGUGAACUUAAAAAGAACUGCACCCUGGCAUGCGAAGAGUGCUUCCACAACACAACUCCAGCAGACGAUGGCGUAUUAACGUUCACUGAUGCAUGGCUAGCAGUAUCAGAGGAAUAUGAUCAAACAAGAAAUAUAUAUCUCGCUGAUAUUACAGUUCUGUCAUGUGAUGUAACUUCUAUCGUGGAAAAUAUGCUAUUGAUGCAAAAUCCGACCAAGGAUGUAACAGUUUUAAAUGAUGGUGUCAAUUUGACCUCAUUGUACGAGGAAUAUGUCAGGUCUGGUGGUUAUCAGAACUGGUGCCAUCGUGAUCAUCAAGUAGAUAAAGUACAUCCUGGAUUCAGAGCCAGACGACAUUGUUUAUGUGGUGAAGACUGUUACAGGGUUGCUUCUUGUUGUCCUGAUGCAGCUUAUCAUCAACACAGAAGGUGCACUCCAGCAUUUCUCGGUCAGGGUCCUAACACUGAACGUAUUGGACAUUCUUACUAUAUGAUCAGUAAAUGUCCAAUUUCUAGCAAAAAUACUUAUCUGAAAGAUAGAUGCGAAACGUUGGUAGAUUAUGAUUUAUUCAACAUACCAGUAAUCAAUGUGCAGACAAAGGAAACGUAUAAAAAUGUCUAUUGUGCUGUUUGUCACAACCAGAACGACACGACGAGUCAGAAGUUUCACGACUUCAAACUUUGGAAUGUGAGUUUAGUUUGUCCCCGUCUCCUAUUCCCGUUGUUCAUGUCAUCAAUGGAGGCAAUACUGCGAUCUGCAGAAAAAAAUAACUGUUCGAUUUAUUUUACGUCGACAAAUAUUGUAGAGACUUGUACUUUGGACAAUGAUGUGGCUAUAAACAAAUGCAAUGUCACUGGUAUGGCCAUGUCUGUAAGUGAAAGUGCUCGAAGGAUGUGUGAAGAACCAACGAUGAAUAUAAUGGCUAAAUCUCGUAACUAUAUUUACAAGAACCAAAUUUGUGAUAUGUGCAACAGUGCAAUUUAUGAAGAUCCUAUUUCAAAAUGUUAUUUACAGAACAAUUUGAAAAGGAAUAGCAACCCUACAUUUCUAUAUUACUGUGAACAUGGCGAUGAUGAUAUACAGUAUUAUCCCUUCAGAAAUAUAUUUUGCAAGCAGUGUAAUCUUGUUUCGGUCGCAACUCAAGACUCGGAAUUAACCUACAGGGAAAUAUUUGCUUUUGUAUAUAUACCAAAUAAAGUGCUUGAGAAGUCGUCGGAACAGUGUGUUGAGGGAUACUUCAAAGACGUAUAUGAGAACAAAUGCAGGGAAUUAUUUUGCUCAAGAGGAAAGAUUCUGAAAAAUAAUUCGUGUCAUUAUCUGGUACCGAAUGCUCAAAAGGCUCAGUAUAAUGUUGCAUGGAGAGUAUCGAUAUCCUCAAAUUCCAAAAUUUAUACUGUGUUUUUAACACUAGAAUAUCUCCAAAAAUUCAUUCAACACGAAAUACACGAAGGAGAACUUCAGUUUGAUGAACAAUAUGUCUAUUCAGACAAAUCUUGCGAGUUUUUAAAGCUUUUAAAACCAAACGCAACGUUAGAUGAUGCCAUAAUAUAUCUCCGCAUCACUAUCACGAACACGCGUUAUCCAUUCCACAGGAUGAGUUUAGAAUCGCAUCUUUUAAACUUUACUCGUCUUUCAAUCAACUUUGAAAACGUUUCUCUUCAUUUCAAAGAGAGUUUAGAAGCAUGGUUCCUCCCAAUCCUUGUUCGACAACAAGCAUCGGAUUCUUCAGGUUGCCACAUCAAAAUUAAAAACAUAUUUGAUACCGCAGUCUUUGCGCCAGAUGUCAAUACUUUACUGACCUGCACACAGAUAGAAUUAUCAUCGAAUGAAUAUGUCUACAACGAGGAUUACAGUAGCAUUUACGUAGCAAGAAUUAACAAAAACUUCAAAAUUAAUGAAUUUUUGAAAAGUAAAAAUGGGAGUGUUCGAAUUUGUUCGAAUUCCUACCAGUUAGUCCAACACUCUGAAUUCAAUUCAGUACCAAACACAUCUUUUACAACUGUUUUAAUGGUGUUGACAUACAUCAGUACCAUAUUUUCACUUCUCUCAUUGCUCUUAACAUUCUUGAUUUAUUGCAUUUUAUCCAUCUUGAGGACAAUUCCGGGUAAAAACAUCAUGUGUUUCGUGUUUUCUCUUUUCUUUGCUCAGUUGUUUUUUCUAAUACGAACUCGAAUCGAUGACAAAACUUUUUGUACUUGGGUAGGUGGUCUUACUCAUUAUUUCUGGCUAUCCGUAUUUACCUGUACAAACAUCUGUUGUUUUCAUAUGUUUAGAUCAUUUGUUAGAAAUUCCCUGGUUUAUGGAGAUAAGUCAUCUGACAGGAAACUAUUUAUAAGAUAUAUCCUCGUAGCUUUCUCCCUACCUGUUCUCCCCAUUGUCAUAAACUUAAUUCUUGAAUCCUUCAUAGACUCUGACAGUUUCGGUUAUGGCGGAUCCAAAUGUUUCCUUGUCAGUUCAUUGGCUUUGCUUCUUUUGUUCAUUCUUCCGCUUAUUCUUCAGAUUGUCUUUAACAUAGUAAUGUUUUCGUUCACUUAUCAUAAUAUUCGCACCACACCAAGAGUACAAAGUUCUCGGGAAAGGAACGAAUUUUCUAUUUUCUUAAAACUGUUUUUGUUGACUGGAAUAUCCUGGAUUUUAAUGAUUGUGGAUGGAUUUUUUGAGGUUUCCCCUUUUACCUAUCUAGCAACGAUUAUUAAUGGGUCCCAAGGCAUAUUUCUGUUCAUUUCUUAUGUUUGUAAUAAGAAAGUAUUCAUCAUGCUGAAAAACAGAUUAUGUAAUGGUCCACGGGAAAAUGUUUCAACUAACACCAAAAUGACUUUUUUAUAAAGUAUGAUUAGCAGUUACAUUACUCUAGUUUGAACAAUCAAGAACGAGGUGACUCGCAUUUGAAAUCUGAUCAUUUUUCUCAUACUCCGUUAUGUAGGUUGCGUUCUCAUCUUAUCAAUCAUUAUUAGUUUCUCAUCACAUUUUUAAUCACACUCGAGAUAAAAAAAAUUUUAAAUAUUGCUUUGAUGAUAUGCAUACAAGGAUUGGGAAUUAUAUUUUACACACACACAUAUAUUAAAAUUGGAGAAAAAGUCCAUGGUAUAGAGGUAAUAAGUAGAAAAAAUAUAUAUCCAACGAUGACUAAGGACUAAGUGUAGAUGAUCCACAUUUUAUUAUUCGCUGUGUAAUUCGGCGGUAACGUGCUGGCCCAUAAUAAUUCAAGUAAGUAAGUAUUUUUUAUUUAAAGUCGGAACUAUAUACAGGUAAACAAUAAACAUGAGCUAAGAGCUCUUUAACCGACUAUAAAGCAUAAAACACAAAGCACUAAUGAUAUAUAAUUGCAUGCAUAGACAUAAAAACAGAAAUUUGAAAUAAAACAGGACACAUACAUGUAUACAGACAUCACAAGUCAUGCAUAUAUAUACACAGGGACUAGCUAUAUUAAGAUGCACAGCACUGAAAAAAGUUUGCAACACAAACAUAAAAAUAUGGAUAUAUACAUAGACUAAAUAAAUAUGCAUACCUAAGAGACAGAGCAGAGUAAAAAUAAUACAGUUAAAUUUGUACAUGCCAGCUUAGAAGCAUAGUUAAAAGUUAGAUCAAAACUUUAAGAUUUAGACAGGAGAGGCUGGAAUCUGCAUGAGCUGCAUUUACAAUUUAAUUCCCCACACCAAUUUUGAAUAUAAUUUGAGAAUAGAUUAUAUGAUGUAAUAUUACUUGCUUCGUUUGGCAAAGAGUUCCAGAGCUUUGCUGCCUCAUAUCUAAAAGAUAUUGCUUUAUAUAUAUUCCAAUCAAAGUAGGAAAUUAACUUGAUUUCUUAUGUUAUGAAAUGACCAAUCAUAGAUAGUUCAUGCUGUAGACUAGUCAUUUGCAGCAAAUAAUUGGAUUGAGUAAUAAUAUUUCAGCAUUUCACAUGUGAACUUAUCUUCAAAUGAGCUAUGCAAAUAGGCUAGAAUUAGUACUUUUGUUUGUAUAUUGUUUUACGUCCCAAAUGAAAUUGAUCACUCAUAUUAAAACGUCACAAGCUUUAAAUAAAAAUAUUAUUUAAAUAAACAAGUAACACGAUCAUGGUCAAAUCGAAGUUUUGAUGAGAACAGUUGUACAUUUGAUAACAAAAAUCAAUAUUCAAUAUGAAAAGGUGAAGAAAACAAACGAUGAUCAAUCUCAUAACUUCUAAAAGGAAUACAAAAUUAAAAGUAGGGCAAACAAGGACCCCUGGACGUACCAGAGGUGGGAUUAGGUGCCUAAGAGGAAUAAGCGUCCCAUGCUGACCGGUCACACCCGUCGUGAUCCCCAUAUCUUGAUCAGAUAUAUGAAGCCAUCCGUAGACAAAAUCAGUAUAUACAACAACGGCCUAACAAUCGGUAUGAAACACAUCAGACGGCAUUUGAUCCAAUGACAGGUUGUAUUGGCAAACUAGAUAGUUAUAACGACCAUAGAAUUUGCGAAAUGCUGACUUUAAUCGGGACUGUUGAAUAUCCCGUGACAUCAACUUGUUUGUCGGUGGCUUGCCUCUAUCUAAGAACUGAUCAUAAGGACAACAAGCUCUUGCUUAUCGAAUCAUUUGAGAGACAUAAACGUCAUAUGCAGGUGAUGAUGGAAUAUUGCUACAUACAGGAAGUUGAAUCGACAUAUGAAUAAAAAUGAUUAUUGGUGAUGGAUAAAACUUCAUUGAUAUAUUUAAAUGUAAAGUUCACAGCAAGAGGUUUUUUUUUCCAUCUCAUGUAGCUUUUAAAUAAAUUCUGCCUCAUAAGAAUGUAAAAACAGGUCAUCUAAAAAGGAGCACAGUUCGUUCCAAAAGACUGUUCACCCAAGACUAUGAAAAAUGAGGAAUGUUACACCCCAAAUCAUCGCCGGCGACGAUUUAGGACGGGCGACGAUUUGGGGUUUCUUAUGUAACAUCCCAAAUUUUCGUCCGUCCUAAAUCGUCGCUGGCGACGAUUUGGGCAUAACCUCACAUCCAAAAUUGUCGUCCCCUUGCUGCAACUAUUUGGAAACAUCAUUUACAUAGAAACUGGCCCUGUUUGUUAACUCCUUUCCCUCUCCACCUCCCCCUUCUAUGGUCCAGCUAUGACCGCAAAGGUUCUCUGAACCCUAUAAGCAAGAUAUUUUAAUCUUCUACUUCGUCUUUUACUUGUUCUGUUGUAUAAUUUUUUAAAAAGAUUUAUUAUGAUCACAGUAUUUGUUAUUGUUGUUUUGGUUGGUAGUGGUGUUGUUACUAUUGAGAGAGUUGUAUUUGUUAUUGUUGUUUUGGUUGGUAGUGGUGUUGUUAGUAUUGAGAGAGUUGUAUUUGUUAUUGUUGUUUUGGUUGGUGGUGGUGUUGUUAGUAUUGAGAGAGUUGUAUUUGUUAUUGUUGUUUUGGUUGGUAGUGGUGUUGUUAGUAUUGAGAGAGUUGUAUUUGUUGUUGUUUUGGUUGGUGGUGGUGGUGUUACUAUUGAGAGAGUUGUAUUUGUUGUUGUUGUUUUGGUUGGUAGUGGUUUUGUUACUAUUGAGAGAGUUGUAUUUGUUAUUGUUGUUUUGGUUGGUAGUGGUGUUGUUAGUAUUGAGAGAGUUGUAUUUGUUAUUGUUGUUUUGGUUGGUGGUGGUGUUGUUAGUAUUGAGAGAGUUGUAUUUGUUAUUGUUGUUUUGGUUGGUAGUGGUGUUGUUACUAUUGAAAGAGUUAUAUUUGUUGUUGGUGGUGACGGUGCCAUUGUUGUCGAUCGAUCGAUCGAGAGGGAGAAAGAAAGAGAAAGAGAGAUUUCCGACAAUGAAUCAUUUUGCCUCUUGUUGUAGGGUCAUUCUGCUGAUCAUGGGGUUGUUAGGUCUUAUGCACCACAGGUGUGUUAGUGACCUCAGAUUAUAUUAGAUUACGCCUGUUAGCCACUGUUUGGACACUCUCCCACCGUUUGGACACUCGUGAAAACCUCGAGAAACAUUCAUCUUUCCUCUUUAUUUUUCAAAAUUUUGUUUGUUUGACAGUCAAAAUAGUUCGCUAUGACAGCUCUUGGCACUUUGAGUUCGCGAUCAAGAGAUUUCAUGUUACGGGAAUCACAUGCCAGGAACACAUGUAACCAACAUAUCUGUUCACAAACACCAGAGAUAUUGCAGAGUUGCUGAAAAUUGUACACAGCUCGCGGCGCUUUAAAUUCUCAUUCCAGAAUUAUCAUUUUUGGGGAGGCAUGUCAGAGGGUCACUUGUAAUCUACAUACAAAAUUUCAGCCCAAUAGCUUGAAUAGGUCGACAAACACCAGAUAUAUGAAUGUGGACGGACAAACAAACAGACCAAGUGAAACCACCCUUCCCGCAUACAAGAGAGGACAGAAUAAAAUAUAUUCUAUGUAAUCUAUCCCAAAAUAUUGGCGGGCGACGAUUUAGGACGGGCGACGAUUUGGGGUGUACUAUAGUGUAAAACUUAUAAGGUAGCAAUUUUGAUGCACCAGAUGCGCAUUUCGACAAAUACUGUCUCUUCAGUGAUGCUCAACCGAAAUGUUUGAAAUCCGAAAUAACAAUGAAAUUUUAGAGCUAUUAUAGUCAAAAACAGUGUGCCAAAAAAGUGGAGUCAAAUUCGUCUAAGGAUAAGAGCUAUGCAUGAGGGAGAUAAUCCUUAAUUUUGAAAUGAAUUUCUAAAUUUUAUAACAGCAAUUAAAUAUACAUCCGUGUUUUCAAGCUAGUAACGAAGUACUUAGCUACUGGGCUGUAGGGACCCUCGGGGACUAACAGUCCAGUACAUUCCAAAUCGUCGCCCCAAUGAUAGUGUAAUCUUGUCCCAAAUCGCCGCUUUGAGUAAGUAGGAUUACCAUAAUUAUGUGGAAUUAUUGCCAAGUUUGUUUAAAGUACAGUUGUAAUGAUGAGCCUUACAAACAAAGACAAUGUUGUUACAAGCUUUGUCAGCUGAAACCAAAACAUAGUCCUCGUGUAAUCUAUCUAAUUCUUUUAUCACUUAUGGUUUACUACACGCAGAUAGAUGGUACGUACUUCUGUUUUGAUAAUUUUCUUAUACUGUUUAUCCAUUCUGACAAGGUAGCAAGUUCUUUUUUAUAUUUAGCCAUUCGUCUGGAAUAAUCUUCGGCAGAACUCAUUAUAGAAAUGGAGUUCUGUUGCCAAUAUGUAAUCUUGUAUAAAAGUACAGAA